AUGCCUUCUAUGGUUAUUUUUAUCUUUUUUAUUCUUUUACUUUCCCAUAAGUCCUUAUGUAAUAAUGAAGUUGAUAUUCGUGCUUUUGCCUAUGAGACGAGGAUUGAGUCACCUGACAAUGAGGCUUUGAAUAGGACCCUUAAAGGUAGUGUCGUAAUUACUACACAUGUUGUCGGAGCAAGACGAAAACCGUUGGGAGGAAUGGAGGCUACUCAUAAUCGAUUGUUGUUGCAAAUACUGCUUGAAGUUGAGGGAUCACUAUCCCCUUUUAAAGGUCUUCUUUUGCGCAAUGAAUGGGGUGCAGUGGAACGUGUUCUUCUACCCUCCUUUUACAAUUCCUCUGAUUAUCAAGUCAACUUUAUUAAAACUAUUGCUGGCAUCUUUAACUAUCAUUAUUCAUUUGUACCCGGUGUGGAAUAUGAUACAUCUGGACGUUGUCAAACCUAUUAUGCUGAAGUAGAAAAUGUCGAUGAGGUAUCAAGUUUGGCUGGAGUUAUGGUUAUUGACAAGCAGAAGGUGUUGUGUGAACCUCUGGGUCAACCAGUAGAUGCUGGUGUAUGGAGCACAUCUCCCAUGCUAAAGGACAGUCGUAUCACUGACAGUUGGAUACGAUACUACCUGGAAAGUAGCACUGGCCUAUUAAUGCAAGCCAUGACACAUGAAAAGCAUAGAGUUGCCUUCUCUCUGGACCCUGACACUUCUGGCAAGGCGGACAUACAAGUUAGUGGAGCGCAAACGUUGAAAGCAUUGGAUGCGACAAGUGAGGCGGGAAAAAAAGUCAUUCAGAAGCUCAGUAGUCGCCUAAGAACCACCAAGUCUACUGAAUUGUCAACCAUGGCUACAGAACUACUGGAUGGCACGUACAGAGAGGAGCACCUGGCUCUGUCUAUUCCCCAUCAAAGUAUUUCAACUGGCUGUGGUAUCCAAUCGGUGGCAUUUGAGGAGGAGACUCACGAGAGUCCUCGAGUUGCUCUCGCGUUGCAUGGAUUGCAGGAGCAGUUGAAAGAUUUUACAAAAGCAUUCGAAGAGUCUGCGCGUAUUUCAACAGCUCAUGCUGCUCUCCAACUGAUCCGAUUUCUUCGUUGUCUUCCUGCCAAUCAAGCCACUGUCCAGAUUGUGGCCGCAGCGCUUAACUUCAUACCUGCCUCACAUAGAGAGUUGAAUCGACAACUGGAAUCGAGUUGGCAUACUCACCUAUCUGACAUAGUAGUUGACUGUGGUACAGAUCUCUGUCUCGAAUUGAUACGACAACGCCUUGUAAAGGUGACAGCUUUAGCUGCCUUUGAUAAGGUUGGAAGUGCUGCUCCCCGUGAGGUGCGUCCAAUCAGGACCUACCUUUCCGAUGUCUUAUGGCCGGGAAUUGCUCACAUCUCUAAUCCCUCGAUGAAGAUGUUGAAGGAACUACUCGCCGUUUGUUAUCACUCACUUCCUGCCAUGGAGAAGAGUAGCCAAGCAGACGAAGAUGACUCCAUCAAUCCCUAUAAUUGCCUCUCAGCUAUUGCCUCGAUAAUUACCAAAUUUAAGGGCAACCAUGCUGAAGAAAAGUCACUCUUUUCCAGAGUUCAGGAGACUCUGAUCAGUUUUAUCAGUCUUGGAAGUAAGCCUUAUACGGAUAGCAGAUUGAAUCGGCAAAAAUUUAUGGCAACUUUCACAGCCAUCGAGAAAAUGCGAUCAAGUGUCUUCUUUGAGGCUCUCAUCGCCUUUAUAAGCAAUUCCCAAGUGCCAUCCAUUAUUCGAGCGGUUGGUCUCAAGGCGCUUGGCAAGCUUGAUUUGACAGCAAAUACCACGGCUUUUGACAGAGUGGUUAGCAGUCUCAUUGACUUCAUUGACUCAUCAACACCAGGUCAAUUUUUUCAUAAUGAGGAAGAGGAAUUAAUUCUUAAAUUUGGUGCCUUCUCUGUUUUACUCAAUCUGGAGGUCUCGGCACCAGAGGUGGCAAAAAUUCUCGCCACUUUUGGUAAAAAGAAACAAUGGCCCCUCAUGACAAGUUGUCGUCGACUUGUUGACAGUUGGUGUGCUAAUGAACUCCUCUCCGAGACAGAGUGUCGAUGCAUUAGAUACGGUGGUGCCUUCUAUGGUGGUGCAAGUGAUGCUGGAGCGCCUCAUAGAGUCUGUUCACCUGGUCUUGCUGCCGGAUGGUCAGGUUUGGCUGGCACAAAAACCGCCGGUGAGGUGAAUCUCAUUCAUGGCGACCUUCAGGACAGCCGACCCUACUUUCUGUCUGAUUACUCACUUCAAUGGAUUACUGGACCCCACGGUGAGAUUAGAAUGUCCAAUCUCAUUCUCAGCUUAAUUGACUCCGAGAGUGAGGCCAAAAUACUAAGUUUUGACAUCUACGGUGAUCAUCUUGCCGUGUUAAUGGGAAAGGGAGAUACCAAGAUGACGCCUUGGAUGUCAGUUGGAUUUUCCUUUCUUCGUGGAACCAUUCCUCCUCGUCAGGUGUUCUCUGGCGGUUUGACGGACAUUAUAAAUCUCCUUUUUUCAGCUCCUGAUCAACCGACACGAUUUUUUGGUGCAACUAGACUUCCCAUGGAUGUUAGACGCUACAUUCCUUUGUCGUCAGGAUGGAUUUUGAAAAAUGACUUAAUGGGUGUCGCCUCCAUUGAAUUUUCUGCUGCUCUCAGUUCAAGUAUGUUUGCACAAAGCGGUACGGCUCUCAUAAGAACUCGAGCAGCUGUUGUGGUGGAAAAUAGCAUUACAGUGAUGUCCUCCACCGGUGAAAGCCUUCCUAUCACAUCAGUAGUCAAUGGAGUUGGCACAGCAGCUCGUUUCGACUUCUUAAUCCACAUGGAAGUGCAAGGCAUGCCUGACUCCAUAUGCAUGCAUUUUCAACGCUCACGGAUGACACCUCUCCUGCGGUGGGUGGGAAAAUUUACAGAUUCACCAGUGUUGAGUCAACGCACCUCCCUUUUGCGUCCUCUUCCUACACCUCAUGAGGGCUUUAAUGAACAUUACAAUCUGCUUCUGUCCCUACGCAUUCCACCUGUGUCGUACUUUCUGGGCGAACAAAACACCGCGAGAUGUAAACAAGUUGGUGUCAACAAUGAGUGGAAUUAG
This is a messenger RNA of Hydatigera taeniaeformis, 3057 nucleotides long. The record is from the annotation of a GenBank genome assembly. NCBI's taxonomy places the organism in Eukaryota, Metazoa, Platyhelminthes, Cestoda, Cyclophyllidea, Taeniidae.